Molecule: messenger RNA, 600 nt
Organism: Leptomonas pyrrhocoris
Lineage: Eukaryota; Euglenozoa; Kinetoplastea; Trypanosomatida; Trypanosomatidae
Exons: 1
Coding region: 1-600 (199 amino acids)
Source: RefSeq, a predicted model, not a curated record
AUGUGGUCCGACGACUGCACCCCCAGCUGCGACGCUUCACAGCCACAGCCAGCACAGCGGCAACGACCGCGGUCCCCACCGCGAUCGGGAGCUGUUGCCACCGCAGCAGCCAUCCCGUACAACGGCAACGGCGCUCCUUCAAACCCUCUGAACGGGGUGCCUGGCCACGUGCUGCAGCAAGACACGCAAAGGCCACCCAGUGAAGUCUACGGAGAGGGAGCAGAGUACGGCCAUGUCGAGGGACCAGACCCCACAAACGUCUCCACCUUCCCCCCAUCUUCAGGGUGCGACGAAAGCGUGAAGCCGCCCCGCCCCGCACCCGCCGCGCCAAGUACCGCCCUCCCUCUCCCCCAACAGAAGAGACCGGCCCAGGUGGUCCACUACGGCCACGCCAGCUCUGACAAUCCAGCCUCGUACAUGCAACAUCACUACCGACCCCCGCCGACCACGCCGGCAGCGCCGGUGGUGGGGAUUAUUCAGUAUGCGGGUCCGCCGGCUGCCCCACCACCUGUGUUUUACGGCGCUGCAACGGCGCCAGGUGCACCUGUGUAUUCGUUCAGCAAUGGUGCUGAUUCGGCUACGCCGCGCGGACGGUCUUAA